CUCUCUUUAACCUCCUCUGCGAUGCCACUCCCUUCUUUCUCUCUCUCACCAACAUAACAUAACAUAACAUAACCCAAAUCUCCCUCUCCAAUUUACCCGCCAAAAAGGCAUUACGCAAUUUAACGUCUCAAUUUAUUUUCUCUGGUUUUUCAAAAAUUUAAACCCCUCUCUGCUUCGUCUUCCUCCUGUCGCUCCCGCUCCUUCUCUAGGGUUUCUCUUUCUCAUUCUCUUUCCUUUUUCCUCUCAUCUCAAUCUUUCUCUGUGUCUGCUGCUGCUGCUGCUGCUGUUGCCUCUCUUUUGAAGGUUAUAUUGAUACGACUCCGUUUCACGAGCUUAUCUAUGUGAGGGAAUGGAGGCGUCGGUUAGUAACGAGCCUGGGAAUGAUUCGUCGGAGGCGGUGGCUUCAUCGGCUGGCGAGAAGAGAACUUUGGAGAAUGGGGAGAACGGAGAAACCGAAGAGCUGUCCGUUCGAUCGCCGAAGAAGCUGCGAUGUGGUCUCCAGGAGGAGAUGAAGAGAGUGGCGGAGAUAGUCCUGGUUUUGUCGGCUAUGGGAAAGAUGCGCGGCGGGAAGGGCCCGACGGAUGCGGAGGUGAAGUUGAUGGCGGAGGCCAGGGCGAAAUUGGUGGAGAUGUGCCGAGAAUUCGCGCCCAAGGAUAUUGUAGGUAGGGAUGCUAUUGGAGCUGUAAUUGAGGAUUUAGGUCUCAAUGGGAAGCUUAAGGACCAAAGGUUAGGGUUUCGGGGUCCCAAAUUGACAAUUUCAGAAAAAGUCUCGCUGGCCAAGAGGAAGAUGGAUGAAUCCAAGAAACUUACUGCACCUUCCACUACAUUUACACCUCAUCCAUUGCAACAAAGCGUUGGUGCAGCUACUGAAAGACCGAGUCAUCCGCCUAUAGGUUCUGCUACGCAUACUGUUCGUAUAAUACCAACAGAUAAGCCAAGUCAGGCUCCUCUGUCUUCAGGAGGCUUUCAAGGUUCUUCACGGCCAGGACAUGUUACGCCAGCAAUCAAUACAUCUCUACAACAUCAAUUCCACACCGGUGAAGUGAAAGCACCUGUGGUUUCAGGUGGGUUACCUGGCGGCCAUUUCACUCCUAGGUUUGAGAGAUCGCAGACCAAAUUGGAGGGAGGACUCAAUGGUUCGACUAAUGCAGCCCAAGUAACAGGUUGGUUUCAAUUCUCAUGUUGCGGGUGUAAAGAAAUUAACAUGAAAUAGGCCUGGAACAGGGGG
Messenger RNA from Carica papaya (papaya), 1228 nucleotides. The record is from RefSeq and is a predicted model, not a curated record. NCBI's taxonomy places the organism in Eukaryota, Viridiplantae, Streptophyta, Magnoliopsida, Brassicales, Caricaceae.